Messenger RNA from Closterium sp. Naga37s-1, 1698 nucleotides. The record is from the annotation of a GenBank genome assembly. NCBI's taxonomy places the organism in Eukaryota, Viridiplantae, Streptophyta, Zygnematophyceae, Desmidiales, Closteriaceae.
AUGCAGGAGCUCCACGGGGGGGCCGGCGCGGGGGGAGAGGUCGGGGGAGCGCUUGCCGGCGCGGCAGCGGUGACUGCGGCGGGGGUGGCGGUGGGGGAGGCGAUCUCGACGCCUGUGGGAGAGGUAGUGAGUGAUGUGAUUGGGGGAGGGUUUUUCAGCGGACUGCUGGGGGAGGGUAUGUUCGAGGGUAUGUUUGGUUCAGGUGCCGCUGGUUAUCCUCUUUUUGGGAGUCUCGAUACGAGUGUGGAGUUUGCGAUUCGGUUUCUGUUUGCGACGAUUGGGCUGGGCGGGUUUGCGCUGGCGAGACACGUGGCGAGGAUGCACCACGAGAGGACACACCAAAAGGAGGCAACCUGGGGCGAGAAGGUGCUCGGAAACUUCCGAAAUUCGUGGGAUGCGGCGUGGGACCUGUGGGGUAACACGGGAUUGAGCAACCCCAUGACGGCUUUACUGGGGGAGGCCGCAACUGACGGCGGGGAGAGUGACAGCAGGGGCAGCAGCAACGGCCGGGGAAAAACAGAGUCGGAGGAACAGAAAGGGAAGAAGAAGGGGAAGAAGAACGGGAAGAAGGACGGGGGAAAGGAGGGGCUAGCGGCGGGGGUGUGGGAGUCGAUGGUAGGGGGGAGCAAGAAGGAGCAACGGGAGCGGGCGGCGAUGGUGGUGGGGGGCGUGGAGCUGGGCGUGUGGAUGUUCGUGACGUAUGCUGGGCAGGCCAUUGGGCUCGAAACCACCUCCGCGGACGACGCUGCUCUCAUCCUCACCGUCUCGGUGGUGCUGGUUCCAUUCCUGGAGGCCCUCUCAGGCACGCCCAUCAACCGCAGCGUGUGGAUCGCCACACUCCUCGCAUGCACCGGUACACUCUCCCCUCUUUUCACUCUCGUGAAGCUUCUGCCGUCUCCUCCUUUCCUGCCUCCAGCGCCUUUCCUGUGUCUUCUCACUCACUCACGCUUGUGUUGCAUGGUGAUGCUGGAAGGCGGGGAGACCAUCACUGCUGUUGCAGUAGCAGCCACGCCUGCUGACGUCAUCGCCAGCUCAGCAUCAGCUUCCGCCAAUGUCAUCGCUGACACGGCAGCAGCAGCGCUGGCGUCGGUGCCGGUGCAUUGGAGCCUGCCUGUGGGCCACGUGUGGUGCCUCAUUGGCGCUGUGGGUUCUGCCAUCCACGUGGUCCGCUCGGAGGUUCUAUGCGCGCGCUACGACCCGCUCAUCCUUGUAAUCCUGCAGCUGGGCACCACGGCAGCUAUCGGCGUGGUGUGGGUGCUGCUCACGCUGGCAGGCAUCACGCUCACAGCAGGGGGGAGUGCAGUGGCGGGGGCGGACGGCAGUGGGGCAGCAGUAGCAUGGAGCCAGCUGCUGGCCGUGGCUGCUGCUGCUCCCAUCGGCAUGGCGCUGCUGGCUGGGCCGUUCGGAACAGGGAUGUGUGAGUGGCUUGAAUUAGAAGCACUGCGGUUCGUGCGAGCAUCCACAGCCACGCUCAUUCUCACCAUGAGCCCCCUCUGGGGCAGCCUCCUGGCCUUCUUUCUGCUAGGAGAAACACUUAGCACGUCCACUGCUGCGGGCGCCAUUCUUAUUCUACUUGCCAGCCUAGAGGUGCAGCUCUUAGCACCACAUGCGGAUGGGGAGGACGAGGAGGGCGAGGGGUAUGAACAGUAUGUGGAGGAAGGGAGGGGUGGAUGGUUAGGGUUUGGCAAAAAAUGGUGA